UACACUUUCCUGUGUGUACUGGAAUGAAGCCAAAUGGGUUCAACUUGGCUGUAAUGCAUUUAAAAUAAGUAGCACUCACACCAAGUGUUCCUGUGAUCACCUGUCAGUGUUUGCUCUCAUCAAGAACAUUGUUCCAUGUAAGACACUAUUUGGAGCCACAGUGUCCAUGCACUGCGAAAUCGUCCUGAACAUGCCCUUUGCUCGGGGGGUGGGAAUCUUCUUCCUCACUUUGUGUCUGCUGACAUUUGCUUUUUGUUGUCAAAACUCAAAUGAGACCAACGCAGCGCUGAUAAACCUGUGUUUAAACCUCCUGCUGUUUGACCUUCUUGACCAGCCCAAUUCUCUUUUCCAGCUUCAUCUACAAACCCCGCAAUCCUGUGCAAUUAUGAAGAGUCUCCGCAGGUUCUUCUUCAUCUCUACUUUUGUGUGGAUGUUCAUUGAGACUGUUGUGAUCUUCUUGUUCUUGAAAAAUAUAUCACAGAUCAGAUCAAACCUGGAACAGGGGCUUAGGUGGAACAGGGUGAAUAUGGUUGGAUACCUCAUUCCUGUGGUAGUAGUGAUUGUGUGUACUGCAAUCAGUGCUCAAAAUGAUGUUAAUGGAGAAUGCUGGGAAACUAAAGAUGAAGAGAAGAAAUUUGACUAUCUUAUACUUUUCAUUGUUGCGUCAAACGUGCUUCUCUACAUCAUCAUCAUCAUCAUGAUGGUCUUCACCCUGAAGCAGUUGCGAAACAUGAACCUUCAGAGGCCCAACAGGGACAAUACAAAUCUGGUCAUGCGUGUGAUGUUUAAAAGCCUGGCCCAGUUUAUCAUCCUCGGUUGCUACUGGAUUCUCCGCUAUAUCCCCACUGACAAUGUGGGAUUGUAUAACGUCUUCCUGUUCCUCAACACCCAGCAGGGCACCUUCAUCUUCAUCGUCCACUGUCUCCUUAACCAAGAGGUCAGGCAGAAGUACAGGAAGAUUUGGGAUGGUAUUUGCUGCUAUAAAAACCCUGGCGAAGCUUCAGAGGCUGUGGAGACUCAGGAGACUCAGCACUGAAUUCAGAAGAACAGCAUUUCCGAAAGAAGAAAUCCAAAUUCUGUGAUAAUACCCUGCUGCUGUUUAUUUUCCUAUGAAAGUGUGUUUUCUAUUCCACUUAUACCAAAGCAGCUGAACAAUGUUUACUUGGCAGACCAAAAGCCAUGUUUAGUCUGAAGGCAUAUUUGAAGAUAGUCUGUUGCUAUCACCUUACUUUCCUAUUCCUAUUAAUCAUCUAAUAUCAUUUGCAGGCUUUGUACAAA
Messenger RNA from Silurus meridionalis, 1278 nucleotides. Its product is annotated as adhesion G protein-coupled receptor E1-like. Lineage: Eukaryota; Metazoa; Chordata; Actinopteri; Siluriformes; Siluridae. Gene Ontology annotation, biological process: cell surface receptor signaling pathway; adenylate cyclase-activating G protein-coupled receptor signaling pathway. The transcript has 6 exons. Gene Ontology annotation, molecular function: G protein-coupled receptor activity. The record is from RefSeq and is a predicted model, not a curated record. The coding region runs from base 167 to 1036 and encodes 289 amino acids. Gene Ontology annotation, cellular component: membrane.